GGCUCGCUGGAUGUUUCAAAAUGGCGCUCCUCAAUCUGGCUUGCUUCGUUGCUGGCGGUGCUAACGGUUUAGGUCGCGCCACAGCGCAGAGGCUGGUUCAACAUGGCUGCAGAGUCGUUAUAGCAGAUCUUCCCUCGAGCGAAGGCGACAAAGUUGCAAGUGAUCUGGGAGAGAACUGCAUAUUUGUCCCAACUGACGUUUCAUCUGAAAAUGAUGUCAAGCAAGCCAUCAAAACAGCUGUAGACAAGUGUGGUCCUCUGCGUGUCUCAGUGAACACUGCAGGAAUAAUACAAAUUGCAAAAACAUUGUCUGACAUAGGAGAAGUUCACCCUCUUCAAAUGUUUGAGGAGAUAACAAAGAUCAAUAUGACAGGAACAUUUAAUGUGGCUCGCCUUGCAGCAGAGCAGAUGGCUAAAAAUGAACCUGACAAGGGAGGGGAGAGAGGAGUGAUUAUUAACACAUGCAGUGUUCAUGCUUAUGAUGGACAAUCUGGAAAAGUUGCGUAUGCAGCAACUAAAGGAGCUAUUAAUGCUAUGACGCUUCCUCUCGCAAGGGACCUGGCACCGCAUGGCAUUAGAGUGAAUUCAAUUGCACCAGGUGUGUUUGCUAUCUGUCAUCUAAAUCUGUAUGAGGAUAACCCUUAAUGUGUCAUCAUUUAGAAGGGUGGGGGAAGGGGUGUGUGCUUGUUUUGGUUCUGUCUGUGGGUUUUUUCUUUGGCAUUGAUUCACCACAUAGCAUGUAAAACUCUUUGGCAGUUAGUACAAAGAAA
Molecule: messenger RNA, 769 nt
Organism: Orbicella faveolata
Lineage: Eukaryota; Metazoa; Cnidaria; Anthozoa; Scleractinia; Merulinidae
Product: 3-hydroxyacyl-CoA dehydrogenase type-2-like
Biological process (GO): androgen metabolic process; fatty acid metabolic process; estrogen metabolic process
Cellular component (GO): mitochondrion
Molecular function (GO): estradiol 17-beta-dehydrogenase [NAD(P)+] activity
Source: RefSeq, a predicted model, not a curated record